This is a messenger RNA of Ooceraea biroi (clonal raider ant), 1238 nucleotides long. Its product is annotated as ribosome biogenesis regulatory protein homolog. Gene Ontology annotation, cellular component: nucleus. Gene Ontology annotation, molecular function: protein binding. Lineage: Eukaryota; Metazoa; Arthropoda; Insecta; Hymenoptera; Formicidae. The record is from RefSeq and is a predicted model, not a curated record. Gene Ontology annotation, biological process: ribosome biogenesis.
UUCUUGCGCAGCUACAGAGAGAGUAACAUAACCUCGCAAUUUGACCGUUGUGCCGCACGUGUGAGCUCUGCAACAUGAGCUCUAACAACGAUAUCCCCGAUAAUAAAAUGGAAAAAGACAUGGACAUCGACGUGGGGACUCUUCUCGCGUCCGAUUAUAAUACCGUGAACAUGGAGGCUCUCAAAUCGCGCCCAGAGCAGUACAUAAAGAAUCUGACAAGAGACAACGUACAAGUGUUAAUAAAUCAAAUCUGGGAAUUGCCGGUGACACGAGUGGACGAGGUUGUGGUGGCGACGUUGCCGAAGCCUGUGUACGUGUUACCAAGAUCACUAGGUAUCCCGAAGCCGAAGCCUCUCACGAAGUGGGAGCGUUUCGCGAAGGAGAAAGGAAUACAGAAGAAGAGAAAGAAAUCGAAGAAGUGGGACGAGCAAUUAAAGAAAUGGGUUCCUACGUAUGGUUAUGAACGAGCGAAGGCCCGUGAGCAACAGGAAUGGCUGGUAGAGGCCAAGGCUGAUGGUCUGGAAGAUUCAUCCAAGGCUGCCAAGGAGAGGCAAUCCAAAAACGAGUUCCAGAGGCUGCGCAACAUAGCGAGAGCGAAGAACGUAAAACUGCCGAGGGUCGGUCUGCCAACUAAAGAAAACUUCCCGAGUUCUCAGCAGCUUUCGCAAGCUCUGACCGUGGCGCGCGCAUCGACCGCGUCCGUUGGACGAUUCCAGCCCAAAUUGCCAAAAGAGAAGGAUGCGAAGGGAAUUGCCAAGGAGGUGCCGGGCUUGAAGAGGAAAAGGAGAGGCGCUCCGUUAAGCAUGGGCGAUGAGAAGCGUCAGAACAAAGAGCUGAUAGACGACGUCUUGAAGAGCAAGACGAAAAUUCUGCGCGAGGAUUACUCAGUCGGAACGACAGAGCUAAAGCAGUCCGCGAGUGGCGGUAAGAGGAAGAAAGGCGGCAAGGCAGCGAAAAGUAAAGCCGCUAGGAAACCGAAGGGAGCGAAGGGCGAGCGGAAGAAAGUCGGCGGUAGAAAACGAAGAUGAAGAGACGUUUGUGUAUAUAAGAACGUUUGUGUAUAUAAGAAUAUUGCAAAUAUUAAUUUUAGUGCAUAAUCACACACACACACACAUCCAACAAUCUUCAAUAAAAUAAAUUGCAUUGUUUUUUAAACGCUCGCUCCAUAAUUGCAGUGCCUCGCCUAAACUGUGUCUCAAAGAUAGUUCCGAUUGCCCAAAUAAAAUCUGCUUUAAACA